AGCUGAAAUGAAGAGGAGUGCUGUGGUGCGCAGGAGAGUGUGUGUAUGCAAGUGGAUAUAACAUAGGCUACCUGUGCCUGUCACUCUGGCUCUCAUUGGAGCUCUCGGAAUUAAACUGAGAUACAUUUUCCGUAGCCGAAACUAAGAAAAAAAAAAACUUACUUUCUUCAGCACUGGGUCUAUUUUAAAACGAUUAAAGUCGUUUAAGGAGUGCCGUUUUGAGUGAUUCAAAUGAGAAAGGAGCACAGUUCCAGUUAACCCUGACAACGCUUGCCGACACUUCACUACACUGGACACAAUUAUUUUAUUUUUCCCGUGUUCAUUUCGGUCUACAUUUUUUGUGAUUUUCGCAGAGGAAGCUAUAGCUGUUUACGAACCCUAUAUAAAUCGCUUGCGUUAUCUAUGACCUCUAUGAAGGAUCCGUUGAGUUUGGACCACCAUCACCACAAUCACCACAUAACCGGGAGUAAACACACGCCGCUUACGAUGGCCUCUAGUCUUCAACCGCUUCAGCGGUCUGGGGAUUCAAAACACAGGCUGGAGGUACACACAGUAUCUGACACCUCCAGUCCAGAGUCUGUAGAGAAAGAGAAGGGACAGAGUAAAAACGAAGAUUCGUCUGAUGACCCAUCAAAAAAGAAGAGACAGAGGCGGCAACGAACCCAUUUUACUAGCCAACAGCUCCAGGAACUGGAGGCCACUUUUCAACGGAACCGCUAUCCGGACAUGUCCACUAGAGAGGAGAUCGCCGUUUGGACAAAUUUAACGGAGGCCAGAGUCAGGGUGUGGUUUAAGAACCGACGGGCAAAAUGGAGAAAAAGGGAGAGGAAUCAACAGGCAGAGCUGUGUAAAAAUGGUUUCGGACCGCAAUUUAAUGGACUUAUGCAGCCCUACGAUGACAUGUAUCCCAGCUAUACGUACAACAACUGGGCUGCAAAAGGGCUCACAUCGGCCUCCCUGUCAACAAAAAGCUUCCCCUUUUUCAAUACAAUGAACGUCAAUCCACUGUCGUCUCAGACCAUGUUCUCUCCACCUAACUCCAUCUCUUCAAUGAGCAUGUCCUCUAGUAUGGUUCCGUCUGUCCCCGGAUCAAGCUUAAACAGCCUCAAUAACUUGAACAACCUCAGCAACCCCUCGCUAAAUUCUGGAGUUCCAACACCGGCGUGUCCUUAUGCCCCACCGACACCUCCGUAUGUUUACCGGGACACUUGUAACUCCAGUCUUGCCAGUCUGAGACUGAAAGCCAAGCAGCACUCGAGUUUUGGAUACGCGAGUGUGCAGAACCCGGCCUCCAACCUCAGCGCUUGCCAAUACGCAGUGGAUAGACCGGUGUGAGAGACGAUUGUAGAGUUCACAAUCCCGAAUCCCAGGAACGAGAGACUACACUUUUUGUUUAAAGAACACUAGAAAAAUAAACCACUGAAAAAUGCAUCAAAUCCUGUGAUGGAAUGUCAAGCGGAAACGGGCGCAAUUAUGCCGUUUCUAAUCUUGUGCUGUAGGCCUACACUAAUCAGUGUAGAGCUUGGGAUACCAGAAUAUUUAACAACAAAAAAGCUCGUUUAUUUUGACGUUUCGAUCUUUGGACAGUAAUUAACAGUUGUAUAUAUAUAUAUAUCUCUCAAUAUCAUCUCCAAUUUGUUGAGGCAAAAGCUCCAACUCUUGAACAUUUUCAAGAAUUCAGUUUAACAGCAUGUGGAAAAACGCACCGGAACAUUGCUUGCGAACAAGAGAAUGUACAUACUAAACGCACCAGUCGUGUGUUACAUUAUAAAGUUAUUAUUAUGUCUGUGUGAAUAUAGAACUAGAAUAGCAACCCUGGGUAAUAAUACGCAAAUGUUUCUGCGAAAUGAACUUGGUUUUGCUCUGUGUAUCUUAUUUGUUACGGAACUUUUGUUUCGUUUUUCAACAUCCCAAAAAUAAACUAUUGUGCUUUAUUUAA
Molecule: messenger RNA, 1939 nt
Organism: Xyrauchen texanus (razorback sucker)
Lineage: Eukaryota; Metazoa; Chordata; Actinopteri; Cypriniformes; Catostomidae
Product: pituitary homeobox 2
Exons: 3
Coding region: 403-1335 (310 amino acids)
Biological process (GO): regulation of transcription by RNA polymerase II; anatomical structure morphogenesis
Cellular component (GO): nucleus
Molecular function (GO): RNA polymerase II cis-regulatory region sequence-specific DNA binding; DNA-binding transcription factor activity, RNA polymerase II-specific
Source: RefSeq, a predicted model, not a curated record